This is a messenger RNA of Maylandia zebra (zebra mbuna), 1880 nucleotides long. The record is from RefSeq and is a predicted model, not a curated record. NCBI's taxonomy places the organism in Eukaryota, Metazoa, Chordata, Actinopteri, Cichliformes, Cichlidae.
CGGAAGGCUGGUAAUUGAUUGGAUCAUUAUGGUCCUAAUUCUUAUCCCAGGGUCUGUGUAUGUAAGUUAUUUAUUUCAGCAGGCACACAUAAACAUCAAGACUUCUCUUAUUUAGUUGUGCAGCAAGCUAGCGUGGUAACCACAGUUUCCUCUGUCUCAACGGAAGACAAGUAACAGUCACAGGUGCAUGCAAAAAGGCGGCAGUAAGUAGAUAGCCUCUUCAUGAAAAACAAAACUGCAAUGGGAGCUGUUCAGUGAGGUCGAGCUGGGGAACUGGAGUCUCCUGUGGUCAAAACAAGAAGAAGAGCCAGUGGAGUCACCACUUCCAGGCCGCAAACCAGAGCACAAUUAGGAAUAUCAAACUACUGCACUGAGGAUGUCUGUCUGUGGAAGAAUCUAAUGAGAGGAUUGUAACUGUGACACUAUUUGUUUUUUACACGCCCAAAACGCGAGCCUCCUAGAUGAACCGCUUCCAGAGUGCAAUCUAAAAGACAGUCGCUUGGAUUCCCAGAAAAUAUCUAGUUCACUCUUCCGCUCUUUUUUUGGGAUCUGGCAUUUGACAGGAGGUCAUUAACUUUGUUUACUCUCAGACAAUGGACUCGUCUCUGCUGCCCGCUUCACAGAAUGAGUAUGGCAAGCAGAGGACAGGGGUGAAAUUCACCGUCCGCUCAGCUAACUCUCCCACAUAUAGUCUCUCUCGCAGCUCAGGUGUCAGGAAACGGGAGGGCAUAGGAGAAGUUGCAGAAAGAGAACGAUAUAGGAAACACACCAACACAAACGGUACAAAUAAGGAUGACGACACAGUCACUGGAUGUGAAACCAGGACUAGGAGUGGCAGCAGUGUCAGCACAAACAGAACGAUCCCAGAGUUUGGCACUGACAGAAGAGAAAACCCUGCAUUUGAAAGCCAGGGAAGAUCGGCGUGGAGGGGAUCCAACCUUACAAGCAGAAGUAAGAGUUUAGAUUUCAAAACAGGCGCUAGAAAACCUGAUCCCAAUACCAUAGCUGACUUUUCUCAGCUGUCCAACAACAAUAAGGGGGACACCAGUAAAUAUGCUGGAGCUUUGGAGGGAAGGAGGACACAAAUUGAAGGCAGCGUCAUGGACAGGAUUUCAUCACUACCGGCCUUUAAUUCUGUAGGUGUAAGUAAUCUUCAAGAGAGAAGCGAGCUUUUGGAAAGGGGCAGUAGGGGUAAGACUCUCCCUACCAGGUUAAGAUCCCUGUCUGGAUCUAACUAUAGUUACACAGAGACAUCUGCUUCAUUGGGGCCCAAAAGUGGCCAAAGUAUAAUGGAGCGGAUAGAGAAACUCUUUGGACCUACUGGUUUUGGUAAAACGGAUGACUACAAAAAUAGGGAUUCCUCUAAUAACUCUGAAUCAUCAACAGAAUCCCUCAUUUCACAGCAGCAAAAGCCUCAUGAGAAGACAGCAGGGGGCACCUUCCCUAUGAGUUUCUUCUCGAAGGACAGCAAUAGUGCAGUGAAAAGUGGACUUUCACUCUGGACACAAAAAGAUGCCAAUGCCUCAGGGUUUGAGACUUCAUUUUCAUCUGGGGCAAGCAUAAGAGAUAGCUCACCAGGAGGGUGGAUGCAGGGAAGGUAUUCAGAGGAAAGUGGAGUUAAUUGGGGCAAGGGUUUUAUGGAAACAGGUACAAGGUCCCUGGAUAGAGCCAGGAGUAGGUCCAGUAUAGCUGCACAGAUUAGAUCUGCAAGGGCAAACGCACAGCCAAAAACUUUGUUAGAAGAGACACCAGAUUCUUUCAGAGAGUCAUCUGAAUUCAGAGACAAAAGCAAAGACGAUAGCUCUGCAAACAACGGAGAGGAAAACAGAAAAACUAAUGUAAUAAGGGGGCAUGUUGAGAGACAGGACUAGAAGUGUUGA